This is a messenger RNA of Xenopus tropicalis (tropical clawed frog), 4575 nucleotides long. It is a transcript of the gene aebp1, whose product is annotated as AE binding protein 1. The transcript has 22 exons. Gene Ontology annotation, molecular function: RNA polymerase II transcription regulatory region sequence-specific DNA binding; zinc ion binding. Gene Ontology annotation, cellular component: non-collagenous component of basement membrane. Lineage: Eukaryota; Metazoa; Chordata; Amphibia; Anura; Pipidae. The record is from RefSeq and is a predicted model, not a curated record. The coding region runs from base 444 to 4112 and encodes 1222 amino acids. Gene Ontology annotation, biological process: negative regulation of transcription by RNA polymerase II; proteolysis; regulation of DNA-templated transcription.
GGUAGGGGGAGAGAAGGGCUGGAUGCAGUUUCUGAGCUACAGAUGUCAGGUACUGGCUACAGACUGAGACUGCUGGAGAAUAGGAACUCACAGAGUGACAAGGAUUCCUGUUUUGGGGUUACCCUUGCACCGAGCAAGGACUGAGACCCCCCAUACAGACACACUCUGCUCAACACUACCUCUGACCUGCACAUCUUUGAGGGUCCUGUUUGGCUGUGUGGCCCCUAUGUAACUCAGCCUACCCCCCCCGACACCACCUGACAGCUCAUACGUCCCUUGUGCAGUGGAUAAAUGACUUUGUCACCCUACCAGCUUGUUAACAGGCACCCCAACGUAGGUUGUGUAUGAAAUCCUGGUACCUGAGAAAAGGACCCUCCUAGGACCAAGUGAGAAGAGACUUCUAUAAUCCCCAGGACAUCCGUAGUUCCCCUUAGAAGUGAAGCAUGUGGGUAUACAGAGCCCCCCUAUUUCUCCUGUUUCUGCUUCUGGGUCAGUUAUCGCCCCAAUCCCAGGCACAGUCAGUUCUGACAGACGAUGAGAUUGAAGAGUUCCUGCAGGGGUUCCUGAGGGAACUUGAUCCCGAGGAAGAAGAGGAUGACAAGGUGGAGCCUGGAGAGACAACUGUGGUGGAGCUGGAGGAAGAGGAUGCAGUGAGUAGUAGGACUGGAGGAAAUGAAGAGGAAGAUGAUUCUGUUUUGAAGAAGAAAGACAAAGCACCAAAAGCUGCAGGUGGAGACAAACAGGACAAGGGUAAAGAAAAGCCAAAGAAAGAGAAACCCAUUAAACCCACCAAGAAACCCAAAGAGAAACCACCGAAAAAGGAGAAACCACCCAAACCCACCAAGAAGCCGAAAGAGAAGAAGCCAAAACCAACUAAAAAACCCAAAGAGAAGCCACCAAAACCCACUAAGAAGACUCCUGGGAAAAAGCCAGAGAAAGCAGCUGAGAGACGGGAAGAGGAGGAGAGACUCAAGAGGCCUGAAAUAAAAGAGGACGAGACAUACAGUGAGCCUGAAAUUAUAGAAGAAGACGAUAGGUACAGGAGGCCCCAGAUCACAGAAGAAGAUGAGAGGCAAAGGAGGCCCCAGAUUACAGAGGAAGAUGAGAGGCAUAGGAGGCCCCAGAUUACAGAGGAAGAUGAGAGGCAUAGGAGGCCCCAGAUUACAGAGGAAGAUGAGAGGCAUAGGAGGCCGCAGGUAACGGAGACAGAAGAAACAUACAAGAUACCACAAGUUCCUGAUGAAGAAGACAGGUAUGGAAAACCCUUAACUGAGGAAACCGAGGAAGGAUAUGACAGACCAUCAAUAACAGACAGCAGAAGAGUAUAUGAUGGAGAAGAAUGGGAGGAAGAAUUUCCUGUAUUACCAAUUCCUGAACCCCCCGAACCAGACAGAGAGGAGCGCCGACCCCAGCCUGAUCCAGAAGAACGUCCAACAGAGGAUUAUAAUGAACACCUGGAAAGGGAAGACUAUGAUGACUAUGCCUACAUUAGGCGCCAGAAGAAGAAGCCACCAAAGAUUCCCGAACACAAAAAGCCUGAAUAUCCUGUUGUUGAAGAGAAACCACCACCCAGGAAACCUGUGGCACCUCCCACACUCCCCCCUGAUUAUCCUGACCUCAAAUUCAAUUAUGAUGACUAUGAUUACACUGUGCACUUUAGACCACCAGAUCGAAAGAAGGAGGAAGAGGAGGAAACAGAUGAGGAGAAAUAUACCUCAAAGAAGCCCCAAAAACCAACUAGUAGCAAAGAAGAGCGGGAAAGAGAGGAGAAGGAAAAAGAGAAGAAAAAGCCACCUGAAUCCUGGGAUUCGGAGGAGGAAGAGGAGCAGCUUCCAAAAGAGAGGAAAAAGUGUCCACCUAUUGGACUGGAGUCCCACCGCAUUGAAGAUGAUCAGAUCCUGGUCUCCUCCAUGUUGCGCCAUGGUCUCCAUGCUCAGAGAGGCCGACUCAAUAUGCAGGCAGGAGCUAAUGAGGAUGACUUUUUUGAUGGAGCCUGGUGUGCAGAGGACGACAGCCAAGCGCAGUGGUUAGAGGUGGACACAAGGAGGACCACUUUGUUCACCGGAGUUAUAACACAAGGGCGGGAUUCUCUUUUGCAUGAUGAUUUUGUCACGUCGUUCCAUGUGGGGUUUAGCAAUGACAGCCAGAAGUGGGUCUUGUACAGCAAUGGAUAUGAAGAGAUGUUGUUCCUUGGCAAUGUGGAUAAGGACACACCAGUGCAAACAGAUUUUCCUGAACCUGUGGCAGCGCGAUUCAUCAGAAUAUACCCACAGACCUGGAAUGGCAGCUUGUGCAUGCGUAUGGAGGUGCUUGGCUGUCCUCUGUCCAAUGUGGUCCAUUUUUACAGUCAGAAUGAGGUGCUCACAUCCCCAGAUAACCUGGAUUUCCGGCAUCACAAUUAUAAGGACCUGAGACAGCUCAUGAAAGUUGUAAAUGAUGAAUGUCCCACCAUUACGCGGAUAUACAACAUCGGCAAGACGCCCAAGGGACUGAAGAUCUAUGCCAUGGAGAUUUCUGACAACCCAGGAGACCAUGAAACAGGGGAGCCCGAGUUCCGCUACACGGCAGGCCUUCAUGGUAACGAGGUUCUAGGUCGAGAGAUGCUUCUUCUCCUCAUGCAGUUCAUAUGCAAGGAAUUUCGGGAUGGGAACCCUCGCAUCACAAGCUUGGUCCGGGAUACCAGAAUACAUCUUGUCCCCUCACUAAAUCCAGAUGGAUAUGAGAUUGCAAGUCAGAUGGGCUCGGAGUUAGGGAACUGGGCUUUGGGUCACUGGACAGAAGAAGGCUAUGAUAUAUUCACCAAUUUCCCAGACUUGAACACAGUGCUCUGGGGAGCAGAAGAAAGAAAGUGGGUCCCACACCGCGUGCCCAACCACCAUCUACCUAUUCCUGACAGUUUCAUGGCAGAAGAUGCUACGGUUGCUAUGGAGACCAAAGCCAUCAUAGCUUGGAUGGAGAAAAUCCCAUUUGUGCUGGGUGCCAACUUACAGGGAGGGGAAAAGCUAAUAUCUUACCCAUAUGACAUGGCACGGCCAGUUAAAGAGGAGGCACCUCCAGAAAGGCCACAAUAUCAACGGUACCAUCAGGAAGAGGAGGAGGAAGAAGAAGAUCAGUUUGUGGAGGUUGAAGCUGAGGAUGAAGAAGGGGUGUCCCGGACUCCUGAUCAUUCCAUCUUCCGAUGGCUUGCCAUUUCCUAUUCCUCAGCACACCUUACCAUGGGGGAGACAGCUCGUGGAAGCUGCCACGCUGAUGACUUCACUAAGGGAAUGGGCAUUGCCAAUGGGGCAAAAUGGAGGCCACAAUCUGGCACUAUGAACGAUUUCAGUUACCUGCACACCAACUGCCUGGAAAUGUCUAUAUACCUGGGCUGUGACAAGUACCCACACGAGACGGAGCUGGCUGAGGAGUGGGAGAAUAACAAGGAGUCUCUUCUUUCCUUCAUGGAGCAGGUACACCGUGGCAUUAAAGGGAUUGUGACUGACAGAGAAGGAGAGCCAAUAGCAAAUGCCACCAUCUCCAUAGGCGAGAUCAACCAUGAUAUAAAGACAGCCAGCACCGGUGAUUACUGGCGAAUCCUGAACCCUGGAGAGUACAGAGUUACUGCCCGCGCAGAAGGCUACACCCAGGGCACCAAGACAUGCAGUGUUGGCUAUGAUAUCGGGGCAACCCACUGCAACUUUGUCUUGGCACGUUCCAACUGGAAGAGAAUCAAAGAGAUCAUUGCAAUGAAAGGAAAUGGCCGUUUACAGCUGGCACCCCCAGGUGGGCGACGUCUAACACCUGCUGCACGUCAGCGUUUGCAGCAACGCCGGCGACUCUGGCAGAACAGACGAGCAAAUCUCACUACUACGCUGCCUCCUACUACCACCCCUUUUGUCUCUACAACCACCUUACCUCCUCCCACUGAGACCCCAAGCACAAAGCCCCCAACCACAAUGCCCCCACGCAGACUGGCACCCCCAACCCCUACAGAGUCACUUUGGGAUACAGAGACUGAGAUUUACACAGAAAUCUUUACAGAGGUGGAGACAGAGAUUUGGGAGGACGUCAGCACGCCAGCUGCCCCAUUUACCACAGCAGAGACUUACACCGUGAACUUUGGGGAUUUCUGAGUGGCCAAACCAACAUAAAACAUGCUUAGGAGGAACGUGAGGACAGAUACAAAAUCAUUACCAUAAUGAGGUCCACUCCACAGUUAUGCACUGAUUUGUGUAGAGCUAGAUUGCAGGGGCAGAAGUCCUGAUGUCUGCACAUUAAUAGCCCCCCCAUGUAGUGCUGUUCAACUGAAGCUACAAGAAACUGUUUCAUAUGAAGAAUCUAUGCGGAAUUCUUAAUUCCAAAACUCAUUAGAAACUGCCAUCUCGCUGCCAGCAUUAUAGCUACAAUAAUAUCUGGGCCUGAAUGAAGCUGUCAGACAUGUAACAGGUACACUUUUAUAGCACACUGCCUUAAAAUCAGAAUAUCCAGAUUCUUGCAUCUUUUUUAUAUGACGCAGCUAAAUCUAAAACUAAUGAGAUGUCUAGAACAUAGAGAUCAGAAUUCCUGUGAAUAAAAUAAGGGAUAUUCAUUUUCUUA